UACUUUUUCACACCAGAAGAAGGAGAUCACCAGUCGGCGCUUCAUGCCUCUGCUGUCCAGUUGGUCAGCUGGCGUCGUCUACCUGAUAAUAGUAGGAAGAGAGAAAUUCCUCGAAACGCCUCUUGUAUAAUAAUUAUUGUUGUUAGCUGAAGCUCAACCCGCACGCAGUUAUGGACUCUUCGAGCCAAAUUGAAAAGAGGGCCGACGCCCGAAAAAAAAUGGAUCUCUCCUUCAUUGCGUGGGGCCCUGAGCCAGGCAUACCAUCGCCCUGUUCUCAGACAUCAUUGGAGGGCUUGAGCAUGGACAGUUGCGACUCAACAAGUGUUGAUUCCUCACCAGAUGACAGUCGUCCCGCCAUGUUCAGAAGAGAAGGCAAAAAGCUGGCUUUGCUGCCAAGACUGUCAAGCAGCAUUGAUGAAGAGCUCAUACCCUCCGAAACGUCUCGCUCAGCUAUCAUGAUGUUCAAUAACCUACGUGAAACAAUACCGUCGCCAGUCAGCGAUGGAUCUGAUCUUGACUGCUUCCUGGGCAAUAUGGAGAGUCCAACUGAAGUGUUUGGCUGCGAGGAAGGCAAUGACACUAUCAUUCUGGACUCUGAGCCAGAACAGGACUUUGCACAGGUGAAAAUGGACCAAAUGGAGUUGUCUUCAUCCACACUACCUGACAUAUUCGAGUGCGAUCUUAUGCCCCCUCCGACUGCCAAUGAGACAUGUCGACGUUCAAGCAGGGACCUUCAGAAAGACAUCCGACGCAUGCCAAUCCAGGACAUCAGCAAUGUUAUAUUGGGAAGUACCCUGAAAAGCAAGUGCGUCUUUCCGCCGGUUGCACCCACAACGAACCAUGGAGAACACUCACGAUCUAACUAUUCACCACUGGAACUGUCAUCAAAUCAUCAACGGUUUGACUUCACUUCGCCCACUGUUCCUAUUUCAUUCGCACCACCACACUCGAAGCGUCUGCGAUAUCGACGUCGCAGGGAAUCUUCGUCCGCAUCACCGUUCAAUUGUACUGUUGAGGAGUCACCACAGAGUUGGGCCUUCAGCAGUGGCCUUUCACAUUGGAGGCAUCGCGCCAAUUCUGCGGCUGCAAUGGAAUCACCAAGCCACCUCAACCCCAGUACCGUAUCACCAUUCAAGUCAACGCCAGUGAAAAGCAAUCAUGCGAAGCGCCGGUCGUCUUUCAAGUCACCAUUCAAACAGGCCAUUGCUAGCUCUCCGUUCGUAUCACCUGCUUUGGUGCGGCGCCAUACCGUGACGGAUGUGUCUAGUCCCUUUCUUGACAAAGCAUUGCUAAGCUCAGAUUGCUUUGGCAACCCCGGAGAUCUCAUAGGCGAUAUGAGUAGGCCAUAUGCUUUACCUAUUCUGCCGGGGAUCAGCAAUGACGACCGCAAGUAUAUCCAUCCGAAGACGCUUCACGAUCUGAUUGAUGGCAAAUAUCCCAGCGUAAAACAUUUCAAAAUUAUCGACUGCCGCUUCCCAUACGAAUAUGAGGGUGGGCACAUACAGGGUGCUAUGAACCAAUAUAACCACAAGGAGGCAGUGAAGUUCUUACUCGACGGAUCGAAAGAUCUCCUCGAUGAAGAUGGCACUGCACCCGUGCUGAUUUUCCACUGCGAGUUCUCGUUGCACCGUGGACCGGACAUGUAUCGCUUCAUUCGCAGCAUGGACCGAGAGCGAGCACUUGAGCGCUACCCACAGCUGUGUUACCCGGAGAUGUACAUCAUGCGUGGUGGCUACAAGGAGUUCCAUGCACAAUAUAAGGGUCACUGUGAGCCGCAAAACUACAUUGAGAUGAAUGAUCAGCGCUACACUAAGCAGUUGGAUGACUACUGUGGCAAAUGCCACUUCAAGUUCCGCAAGGGGGGCGGAGCGAAGCUUCCUCGUCGCCUGACGCUACGUUUCUGAUGAUAAUGAUGAUCAUGAUGAUGUUCAUGAUGGAUGGAUGGAUAAAACAGAAAGCUGCCAGUAUGUGCUGCUAUCCUGUGCUUACACAGGACAUGGGGUGGUCCCUUCAUGCGUCGACUACGCGUGAAGUAUUCCACCUACCUGGCUUCUUUCGUAUGCGAACAAUACUGUCGUCGUGUUAAACCGUAUUAAUGGCAUGGUACUCGAACCGACAUUGCAAUCACAACUUUCUCAUUUAGCAAUAUAUACACGCUCUCUAAUACUCUAUGGCUGAAGAGCCGCCCAUUCUGCAAUGUGAGCGUGCCUCCGCCGCCACAUUGCUCUGCUUUCCCGGAUCUCUGCAGCUGACUGGCCAGAUGUAGCACAUCAUCUCAUGCCAUGUACUGGUUCUACCCCCCUACGCUCUUCGACUGCUCGGAGUGAGGAGAUCAAGACGAGACCAGACACUUGAGAUGCCUAGCCCUCAGUAUGCAGAUCUGUUUACUAAACCCCAGCUGUUUCUUUACACGCCUGCUGCCUCCAAUCGAAUGGGACAUGAAAAAUUUAAAAAAAAAUUAAAUGGAGGAAUUAAACUGGCUGCAUGGCUUGUCCGCCUGCUGGCUCUGCGUUGUCCCAGUACUGUUACUGUCACACUUCACAUACUCGUGCGCGUGCACACACACACACACACACACACACACACACACAUACAGACAGACAUGCACACAUACACAAACAUACACAUAUGCACACACAUGUGUGUGUGUGCGUUCUGUCAUCAUGCAACCUAGUGUCUCACACGCUGUUGCUGCCGCCGCCGCUGUUGCUGCUGCUGUGCUAUUCGGGCUGCACACGGUGAUGUGAUCCAAUAACUAGAUUUCAAUACGCAAUUAGGAACACAAUAUUCAACAUUCAUUCUGUUUAUUAACGCCUGCCUUGGCUCAUUCGCCUUUCACAUGGUAUGGUUGAUGCUGGUUUAUGCUGUAUCAUGCAAGACUCCCACCACUACCGGUAACGCAUCUGAACCAAGGACCAAUUCACAACAUGGUGCCUUUUUGAUUUGCUGGCCAUCCUACCUGCCAUGGAACAUGUUGCUGGCAUACAGCCAGCUACUCUGUUAGCUCGCACAUUGUUAACGUGCAGCCCACAUGCUCUUCAGUUAUCAAGACUUAGUGAUUCCUGGAGCAACCGGCUCA
Messenger RNA from Sycon ciliatum, 3079 nucleotides. RefSeq names its product M-phase inducer phosphatase 1-like. Gene Ontology annotation, molecular function: protein tyrosine phosphatase activity. NCBI's taxonomy places the organism in Eukaryota, Metazoa, Porifera, Calcarea, Leucosolenida, Sycettidae. The transcript is spliced from 20 exons. Gene Ontology annotation, biological process: G2/M transition of mitotic cell cycle; positive regulation of G2/M transition of mitotic cell cycle; positive regulation of G2/MI transition of meiotic cell cycle. Bases 171 to 1904 code for a protein of 577 amino acids. The record is from RefSeq and is a predicted model, not a curated record. Gene Ontology annotation, cellular component: cytoplasm; nucleus.